AUGCUAAUCAAGGCGCCGGUGCAGCUCUGUGGCAAUUCUUCUUUCCCUUCACUGUAUAGUAAUUUCUCUUUCUGUUCUCUCUUUCCCCCGCCCUGGAAAAGCAACGGCCUGUGAAGCAGUCGCUCAGCAAGUCGCUCUGUAGGGAGUCACACUGGAAGUGCCUGGUGCUCUCCCUCCUCAUGUACGGCUGCAUGGGAGCCAUGACCUGGUGCCAUGUGACGAAGGUGACCCGGCUGACCUUUGACAGCGCCUACAAGGGAAAGUCCAUGAUGUACCAUGACAGCCCCUGCUCCAAUGGCUACGUCUACAUCCCCUUGGCCUUCCUGGUGAUGCUCUACGUGGUCUACCUGGUGGAAUGCUGGCACUGCUACACCCGCAAUGAGCUCCAGUACAAGGUGGACGUGGAGAGCGUUCACGAGCGCGUCCAGAGGAUGCAGCAGGCCACCCCCUGCAUCUGGUGGAAAGCCAUCAGCUACCACUACGUCAGGAGGACUCGCCAAGUCACCCGCUACCGCAACGGGGACGCGUAUACCACCACCCAAGUGUACCACGAAAGGGUCAACACCCACGUGGCAGAAGCAGAGUUUGACUACUCCAAUUGCGGGGUGAAGGACAUCUCGAAGGACCUGAUUGAUCUGGAGAACUUCCCGGCCACCCGGCUCCGCUUCACCAAGUGCUUCAGCUUUGCCAACGUGGAAUCUGAGAACUCCUAUCUGACCCAGAGGGCCCGCUUCUUCACAGAGAACGAGGGACUGGAUGACUAUAUGGAGGCAAGGGAAGGCAUGCAUCUUAAGAAUGUGGACUUCAAAGAGUACAUGGUGGCCUUCUCAGACCCAGACAACCUACCUUGGUACGUCUCCCACUAUGUCUUCUGGGUUGCUGCUCUCUUGACUUUGUCUUGGCCCUUGCGGGUCUUGAAUGAGUUCCGCACUUCCUACGUCCAUUACCACGUAGAGAAACUCUUUGGGUUUGAUUAUGUGGCAGUAACACCGGCUGAAGAGCGCCCUUUCUGCCGGAGGAUGCCCCGGGUCAACACGGUGGACAGCACCGAGCUGGAGUGGCAUAUCCGGUCCAACCAGCAGCUGGUGCCCAGCUACUCUGAGGCUGUCCUCAUGGACUUGGUGGGACUGUCUAGCUGCACUACCUACUCCUCCUGCCGCUAUGGGAGCUACAGACAGAACUGUGAGCAGUGUCACAGGACUAUAAGCAGUUCUUCCAUCUUCUCCCGCAGCGCCCUCAGCAUCUGCAACGGCAGCCCCAGAAUCCCCUUCAGCAGCAGCCGCUUCUCACUGAGCCGCCUCUAUGGCUCACGGCGCAGCUGCCUUUGGCAGAGCCGGAGUGGGAGCCUGAACGAGCAGAGCUGCCCAACUGAACAGACCCGCCUGUCCAGCCAAGUCACGGUGGAGGAGGAAGACCCUCCUCCUUACCAGGACGCCCUCUACUUCCCCAUCCUCAUCGUGCACCGAAACGAGGGCUGCCUCAACCACGACCACCGCCAUCUCCAUCGGAAUGGGUCCUGCGUGGAGACCUCGCUGUGA
Podarcis lilfordi (Lilford's wall lizard) is the source of this 1538-nucleotide messenger RNA. Lineage: Eukaryota; Metazoa; Chordata; Lepidosauria; Squamata; Lacertidae. The record is from the annotation of a GenBank genome assembly.